UCGACCCCGGGGAAAACAUUACGGCUGGAGAGACGGGGGCGCUGCGGCGGGACAAGCCCCCGAGCCCAGCUUGGGGAUUCCUAGUGCCGGAUUCGAAGCGCUGCGGCCGGCUGAGGCGCAGAUCCGAGACACGACGAAUUCCUUCGGGCGAUUCAGGUCCCUCCAUCUCCUAAACCGCGCCAGGAUCCAGCGGUUGCUGGGCCCGGGGCCGGGCGGGGGCUCCACACUGCCCGGGGUCCCCGCGCUGCCCGGAGACCCUGCACUGCCCCGGUUCCCUGCACUGCCUGGGGCCGGCUGGGGCCUCGCACUGCCCGUUUCCCCGCACCGCCCGGGACCCUGCACUACCCCCCUUUCCCCGCACCGCCCGGGCCGGUCCGCCCUCACCUGGGCGGGGCGGGCCGGGCCGCUGACUGACGGGCGGCGGCCCAGCCCCCGCGGGCGCGGGCGGCGCCUCUGCUGCCAACCAGCGGGGGGAGGAGACGGCGGCGGUUGCCGAGCCGAGGCGCGGAGAGCCGGGACAGGCGUCGGGGCAGCCAUGGAGCCCCCGAGGGAUCAAGGGCUGCUAAGAAGUGACUCUAUACCUGAGGUUGGAGAGGAUGCUGCUGCUACAGUUGGUAUGGCAGAAACACUCUCAGAAGAAGAACAGGAUGAGCUAAGAAAAGAGCUUGCUAAGGUGGAAGAGGAAAUCCAGACGCUCUCACAAGUGCUAGCUGCCAAAGAGAAGCAUCUAGCAGAAAUCAAGAGAAAGCUGGGAAUUAACUCAUUACAGGAACUAAGGCAGAACAUUACCAAAAGCUGGCAAGAUGUUACAUCAACCACAGCAUACAAGAAAACAUCAGAAACCCUUUCUCAGGCUGGUCAGAAGGCUUCUGCUGCUUUUUCAACUGUUGGUUCAGUCAUAACCAAGAAGUUUGAAGAUGUCAGACUACAGGCAUUUUCACAUUCCUUUAGUAUACGCUCCAUACAACAUUCAAUUAGCAUGCCUAUUAUGAGAAAUUCUCCUACUUUCAAAUCUUUUGAGGAAAAAGUUGAAAACUUAAAGUCUAAAGUUGGAGGAAGCAAACCUUCCGGCGGAGACUUUGGUGACGUUCUCAACUCUGCUGCCAAUGCCAGUGCCACAGAAACUAUUGCAGAACAGACGCAGGAGGAGACCCACUGAGAUUCCUGCCUUUGUCCUGCUACCCACUGCCAGAUGCUGCAAGCAAGAACCAAGCACACUUGUAACAUUCUUUGCGCUCUUUCCACCAGAUGUGCUUUUAUUUAGCACUUAGCUAUUUUACCAGAUUAACUGAUACCAAGCUUGUUCGUGGGUUCCAAAUAUUUUUGAAACUAAAAUACAUUGUUUGGGGUUUUGUGUGGGAAGGGGAAUUUUUAUGCCUUUCAAGCAUUCAAAGGACUUAUCUGUAAUUUGAAGGCAACCUUUAAAAUAUAGCAAUGAAAAAACUCUUUUGAGAAGUUAAUUAUACUGUACAUAUACUGUGGAUACAUCAUUUCUUUUGAAUCUGUAACUACUGCUGAACUUAAUCAUUAUGAAUCUACUGCUGCUGCCAAAAUGAAGGUUGUUACUUCACUCCCUUGUGAUUAUUUCAGUUAAGUGUUGCCUGCAUGGGGGACACCAGACUAGGAGGAUCACUCCCAGCUAAAGAAAGGACUUCUGCUUCAGCAGGCUUUAAACAAGUUAUUCAUAGCAGGAUUACACAUGAGUAGGAGCGUACUCUCUCACGAGCAUGUUCCUCAUACAACAGAUGCAGAUAGGGUAAUACGUAACAUCUAAAAUUUACUAAUUUGUCUGUGGAUUGUCCAUCUAGGAAACUUCUGACCAUCGCAAAUGGAAGCAAGAUACCUACGAGUACUGGUUUGGUUCAGUUACAAUAACAUUUUCAGUCUUGUUUUUUUUUUUGUAAAUGAUGUUAAUGUGGUAAGAUAUUCUGAACUUUUGAUCAGUUGUGAAUAGAUUCAUGUUAAUUCACACGUGGUGGUGUCCCAUUUACACUAACGAAGCAUGGACUGUAAGAAUAAGCCUGAGCACAAUAGUUCUUUUUUUUAAGCCUCAAGAGAAAUGCUCUCAAAUGCUAACGUUGUUUCUCUUGUAGGCUGACCAUCAAAAACAUCUGUUACACCAUCUUUUUUUUUUUUUUUUUGAUGUGUGAAAAGCCUGUACCACUCGCACUGCUGUUCCUGCUUAAGGCCCCAGAAGUCUGUUUUGAGAGGUGCACGGUGUCAUACCGCAGCAUAGCUCUCUUACAAGAUCUGUUCUCCUACAUGUUGCUUUAUCUGUUGUACUCUUCAAAUUUCUUGCAUUUUGUAUGUUUCUGACACAUGGUGUCAGUAAGGUUAGAACUUUUGGCAAGUGUUUUAUCACCAUGAUUAGAACUGGAAACAAGUUUUGAAACGUUUGUGUGAAAUCCAUGAAACUUCAGCCGCUCACAGAUGUCUGGAGGAAAAAAAUCUUGGCUCCUGACAACCUUGUUAGCAUGUCAGAUGUAGUAUAUAUGCUUAAUUACAUGUGAGAAGCUUAAUAAAAACCUGUAUGUGAGGAAUGUAUUGUCCUGUGAAUAUGGAGGAUUAUAUAAAUAAGAAAUUUUCAU
Messenger RNA from Chroicocephalus ridibundus (black-headed gull), 2588 nucleotides. RefSeq names its product tumor protein D52 (gene TPD52). Bases 536 to 1159 code for a protein of 207 amino acids. The record is from RefSeq and is a predicted model, not a curated record. Gene Ontology annotation, biological process: B cell differentiation. Gene Ontology annotation, cellular component: cytoplasm; mitochondrial small ribosomal subunit. The transcript has 8 exons. NCBI's taxonomy places the organism in Eukaryota, Metazoa, Chordata, Aves, Charadriiformes, Laridae.